Messenger RNA from Euleptes europaea (tarantolino), 1071 nucleotides. RefSeq names its product solute carrier family 39 member 11 (gene SLC39A11). Bases 3 to 1013 code for a protein of 336 amino acids. The record is from RefSeq and is a predicted model, not a curated record. Gene Ontology annotation, molecular function: zinc ion transmembrane transporter activity. Lineage: Eukaryota; Metazoa; Chordata; Lepidosauria; Squamata; Sphaerodactylidae. The transcript is spliced from 9 exons. Gene Ontology annotation, biological process: zinc ion transmembrane transport. Gene Ontology annotation, cellular component: membrane.
GUAUGUUAUUGGGUAUCAAUCCAGUGUUGCAAACGCUGCUAGGAACCUUCCUGACAUGGGGAUUGACUGCUGCAGGCUCAGCUCUUGUGUUCAUUUUUUCCAGUGGGCAGAGACGGGUCCUGGAUGGCAGCCUGGGCUUUGCUGCAGGGGUCAUGCUGGCUGCUUCUUACUGGUCCCUUCUUGCACCUGCCAUUGAACUGGCUGAGGACUCCGGGAAGUUUGGGGCCUUUGCAUUCUUCCCUGUAGUAGUUGGCUUCACUUUGGGAGCAGCAUUUGUGUACUUUGCGGACUUUCUUCUCCCUUGGCUGGGUAUCAGCGAACCACCACACACGGCUCUGGCUUUGGGCUAUGAUUCAAGUGUGGUGAAAGAGAAGUAUGAGCACCAAUCCAUCCACCACCAGGAGGAGUAUGAAAACGAGCUGUCCAUCCGGAUAGACAAAGGUGAAAAUGGUGAACCUUACCAGAGGAGGAAAGGUCCUGGAGGAAGCCAGCCCAGUGCUCCUGCUCUAUCCCACACUCUCAAGGGCAGCACCCCAGCGCCAGCAAGCAACAGCUGGAGAAGGAUCAUGCUUCUCAUCUUAGCAAUAACGAUACACAAUAUUCCCGAGGGUUUGGCAGUUGGUGUUGGAUUUGGUGCUGUUGGGAAAUCAGCAUCUGCAACCUUUGAAAGUGCCAGGAAUUUAGCAAUUGGGAUUGGAAUUCAGAACUUUCCAGAGGGGCUAGCUGUCAGCCUUCCCUUACGUGGAGCUGGAUUUUCAACAUGGAGAGCAUUCUGGUAUGGCCAAUUAAGCGGUAUGGUGGAGCCAUUAGCUGGCAUUUUUGGUGCUGUGGCUGUGGUACUAGCAGAACCUCUCCUCCCCUAUGCCCUGGCUUUUGCUGCUGGUGCAAUGGUAUACGUGGUGAUAGAUGAUAUCAUACCAGAAGCACAGAUCAGUGGUAAUGGGAAGCUGGCUUCCUGGACCUCCAUUUUAGGAUUUGUGGUCAUGAUGUCCCUGGAUGUUGGACUUGGAUAACAGGAGAUGCUUUCUUUCCCUACAUUUAUGACUUUCAGAAUGUAUCAAUCUGGGCCAA